AGUCCACUGUGGGUAGAUUGAGAAGAGAACGAAACAAACCGUGCUUUGUGAGUGAAUGUCAUUUUUCGGGUGGAGUCGAUCUGCUAUCAGUGAUUUUUGGCAGAUGACUGUAAGUCGCUAAAAAAACUGCGAAAAUUGUGCUUAUCCCGUACACCUUAUAGUUAAGGCGAAGAUAAUGGGGCCAGAGCUCCCGUCUCACCUAAGAUCUCGGGAUGAAGUCAGCAGCUGCAGAGAAGGCGCGGACAAAAAUACAGACACGUCGACCUCAAUUCUGGGGCCUGCCCUGCCGCCGGACUUCCGAUUCGCUUCAAAGGAACCGCGCUCGGAGGACUUCGACACGCGGCCAGUGAACAGUGAUACCCAAGAUAGUCAGAAUGGUCAGAAAAGAAUUAAGCAGUCAUUGCCAGAGAUUAUCGGACCAAUUCUUCCACCCCAUUUGCGGCAUCUUGAACCGGGUCCAAGUACGCAGAGAAGUGGCUCAGACGACAGUGGCUCAUCGUCCGCUUUAGAAUCAGAUUCUGAUGGCGAGGUGAUCGGACCUUGUGUGGAUCUGCAAGGCGGAGAUUAUGAUGUGAGAAAAGAGUUUGAAGAGCGACAACGAAGGGCUGAAAAAAACGAGACCUACGAGCCUGCUCGAGAAUCCUGGAUGACAGAACUACCCAGAGAUCGGACUGGGGUUCGCGUGUCAGGAACGGAGGCAAGAACGUUCCUGAAACGUGGAGGCGAGGAUUUUGCCCUGGACGACAGUUGGACAGAUGUCGUUGGCCAGAAAAAGCGGCCUCAAGCGGCUGACAACAGCCGAAUAGAAAAGGAGCAACUAGCUAUGGCUCAGAGAAAACGUGAUGCCGAGAUCGAUGCGUCACUGAUCGACUAUAACGCCGCAAAGCGGAGUAAAGCCCUGAUUGAUUUACAUCAGGAGAACAAAACUGCAAGGAGAAACACAGCUGAUAAAAAGAAGGACCGAAAAAAGGACAAGAAGAAACGCGAAAAAGAUAAAAAGAAAAAGAAAGACAAAAAAAGCAGAAGCAAAAAGAAAAAAAAGGAUGAUAACCGCCAAGAGUCGAUGCCAGAACGAAGGCCAUUCUGUUGGGAGGAAGAUAUGCGCGUCUCAAUGGUUGACACGUCCCGCGCUAAAUCGAUGCUCGACCGUACUCUUCUACAGUCCAGAUUUGCCUCAGGAAAGACUCAAAAAUACCUUUAA
Molecule: messenger RNA, 1201 nt
Organism: Varroa destructor (honeybee mite)
Lineage: Eukaryota; Metazoa; Arthropoda; Arachnida; Mesostigmata; Varroidae
Product: GPALPP motifs-containing protein 1
Source: RefSeq, a predicted model, not a curated record